Molecule: messenger RNA, 2184 nt
Organism: Amborella trichopoda
Lineage: Eukaryota; Viridiplantae; Streptophyta; Magnoliopsida; Amborellales; Amborellaceae
Product: Nucleotidyltransferase family protein
Biological process (GO): polyadenylation-dependent ncRNA catabolic process; RNA 3'-end processing
Cellular component (GO): TRAMP complex; nucleolus
Molecular function (GO): mRNA binding; poly(A) RNA polymerase activity
Source: RefSeq, a predicted model, not a curated record
GAGUUAUAGUAAGCCCGAGAGAGCAUAAUAUUUCAGCACACUAGCCCGUGAUCUCUCUCUCUACCCCGUUCUCUCUCUCUAGGGUUCCGUCAUGGAGGCGGAGCGGGGCUAUCGCCCUGUGCCUGUAGUGGAUCUCACUGUCACAGCAUCAACUGAAACAACACCGGAGCUUUUCUACGAAACCCUAAAUCCUCUGGGUGAAGAAUCUCACCAUGAAGACCUGCCUUCUUCCUACACGGUGUUCAAGAACCAGAUAGUUGCAGAGAGCUUGGAGUCUUGUGUGGAGAACUCCACACCGGAGCUCGACUACUUCUCUCUCUCCGACGUUGUAGAACCAGAGCCCAUCUAUCUGGAAUUGAAGGACCCGCCUUCAAUUCAGCCUGCUUCAUAUGCAGAUUUGUCUUUGAAGCGGCCUUCUUCCAAAAAAGGUGUCUCUCGAGCCGGAGGUCGUAUCAGAAGUCCCAUGCUUCAGUUGCAUAAAGAGAUAGUUGAUUUUUGUGAAUUCAUUUCUCCAACACCUGAGGAACAAGAAUCACGCUCAGCUGCAAUUAAUUAUGUUUCGGAGGUCAUCAGAUAUAUAUGGCCACUUUCCAAAGUGGAGGUGUUUGGAUCAUUUAAGACCGGACUCUAUCUCCCUACAAGUGAUGUUGAUGUUGUAAUAUUGGAGUCUAAUGUCCGAACACCUCAAAUUGGGUUGCAAGCUCUUGCAAAAGCUCUAUCGAAGAAAAAGAUUGCUAAAAAAAUUCAGGUAAUUGCAAAGGCUCGUGUGCCAAUCAUUAAGUUCGUGGAAAAGCAAAGUGGCAUUUCUUUUGAUAUCAGGUUAACAGUGGAGAAUCUGAAUUUGCAAAUCUUCAUUGUAGUAGUUAAGACGCAAGCGACAAAUUUUACUCAGGAUGCUGUGGCUAAAAUACCUCCUCUUAGGCCUUUGUGUAUGAUAUUGAAGAUCUUCCUACAACAGCGGGAACUUAAUGAGGUAUAUUCUGGUGGAAUUGGUUCUUAUGCACUUCUUGCUAUGCUGAUAGCAUAUCUGCAGAUGCAAUGGAAGGGGCAAAACAACUAUGGGAAAAGAACUGUUCUUGAACAUAACCUGGGAGUUCUUCUGGUAAAUUUUUUUGAUUUUUAUGGUCGUAAAUUGAACAUAUGGGAUGUUGGUAUCUCUUGUGGUUCUGGAGGAAAUUUUUUUUUGAAGCGCAACAAAGGAUUUCUCCAGGAGGAACGCCCUCAUUUUAUCUCCAUUGAGGAUCCACAGGCACCAGACAAUGACAUUGGGAAGAACUCCUACAACUAUUUCCAGGUGAGAUCAGCCUUUGCAAUGGCUCAUUCAUUGCUAACAGAUGGAAAUACCAUAAUGGCCUUGAGCCCAAAGAGAAGCAUUCUCGGGAUCAUAAUAAGGCCAGACCCAGCACUGGUUAAAAGGAAAGCUCAAUCUGAUUGGAUCAGGAGUUGGCUUUCUGGGGAGGAGGAAACAGCUACGAGAGCAGGUCCAAGUUAUGGGGAGAUGUUGGGUAAUUGGCAACUAGAUGAUGAUGAUCCUCUACCGAGGGGUAACCCAACACAAGAUAUUGUUGGUGAUGAUGUUAGUUUCCCGGCUUCUAAAAAGAGGAGCUCCCGUGCAGAAGUCAAGGGAUGCGAGACAAAGAAGCGGAGAGAAGAGUUGAAGGAGGGCUGUGGGAAAGAAGCUAGAGCGAGGAGGAGGAAAUCGGAUCGUCAUGUUGAAGCAUCAACAGCUGCAUAGCCUGAGAAUUAAAAAUAUUUUACCCAAAACAAAAAACAAACACUUUUUGAGUGUAUCAACGGCAGGCCAUAACUUUUGUUCUUUGAGGUGAACACCCUUUUGUGGGGGGUUCUAUAAUCCUGAUUUCUAGCAUUUAGGGGUUGCUAGGCACGGAUGUAUGGCAGCUUUUACAUGACAAGUGAUCUCACAAGAAACAUGUGAGAUUUGAGGAAAUCUUUUUUUUUUUUUGAUGUUAUUAGAAUGAUUUCUCUUCCCCCCCCCCGCCCGAAGAUAUCUUUUUUUGAGAAACCACUCGGGAUUAAAAUGUGCUUGGGAUUCCACAGGUAAAGUAUAGGAGUGAUUUAAAAAUUACCGAUCUAGAUUGAGAAUCACCAAUUUGAGUUGGGAAUGUUUGUGUUUUUGGGCUGAAUUGGCUAUUCAUCUAAUUGUAAAAUAUAAUACAUCUGAUA